AUGGUGUUAAUAACGUUUAUGUUACUCGUGGGUAGAAAGAGCAACGAUAAAUCUAGAAGCUUCUUCAAAGAUAAAAACUUCAAACAACUGAUCAAACGUAAAUCUAGAAGCUUCUUCCAAGAUAAAAACUUGAAACAACUGAUCAAACGUAAAUCUAGAAGCUUCUUCCAAGAUAAAAACUUGAAACAACUGAUCAAACGUAAAUCUAGAAGCUUCUUCAAAGAUAAAAACUUCAAACAACUGAUCAAACGUAAAUCUAGAAGCUUCUUCAAAGAUAAAAACUUCAAACAACUGAUCAAACGUAAAUCUAGAAGCUUCUUCCAAGAUAAAAACUUGAAACAACUGAUCAAACGUAAAUCUAGAAGCUUCUUCAAAGAUAAAAACUUCAAACAACUGAUCAAACGUAAAUCUAGAAGCUUCUUCAAAGAUAAAAACUUCAAACAACUGAUCAAACGUAAAUCUAGAAGCUUCUUCAAAGAUAAAAACUUCAAACAACUGAUCAAACGUAAAUCUAGAAGCUUCUUCCAAGAUAAAAACUUGAAACAACUGAUCAAACGUAAAUCUAGAAGCUUCUUCAAAGAUAAAAACUUGAAACAACUGAUCAAACGUAAAUCUAGAAGCUUCUUCCAAGAUAAAAACUUGAAACAACUGAUCAAACGUAAAUCUAGAAGCUUCUUCCAAGAUAAAAACUUGAAACAACUGAUCAAACGUAAAUCUAGAAGCUUCUUCCAAGAUAAAAACUUCAAACAACUGAUCAAACGUAAAUCUAGAAGCUUCUUCCAAGAUAAAAACUUCAAACAACUGAUCAAACGUAAAUCUAGAAGUUUCUUCCAAGAUAAAAACUUCAAACAACUGAUCAAACGUAAAUCUAGAAGCUUCUUCCAAGAUAAAAACUUCAAACAACUGAUCAAACGUAAAUCUAGAAGCUUCUUCCAAGAUAAAAACUUCAAACAACUGAUCAAACGUAAAUCUAGAAGCUUCUUCCAAGAUAAAAACUUCAAACAACUGAUCAAACGUAAAUCUAGAAGCUUCUUCCAAGAUAAAAACUUCAAACAACUGAUCAAACGUAAAUCUAGAAGCUUCUUCCAAGAUAAAAACUUCAAACAACUGAUCAAACGUAAAUCUAGAAGCUUCUUCCAAGAUAAAAACUUCAAACAACUGAUCAAACGUAAAUCUAGAAGCUUCUUCCAAGAUAAAAACUUCAAACAACUGAUCAAACGUAAAUCUAGAAGUUUCUUCCAAGAUAAAAACUUGAAACAACUGAUCAAACAUGUCCAUCAGUUACAAGAUGUUCAUCAGUUACAAGAUGUCCAUCAUUUACAAGAUGUCCAUCAGUUACAAGAUGUCCAUCAGUUACAAGAUGUCCAUCAGUUACAAGAUGUCCAUCAGUUACAAGAUGUCCAUCAGUUACAAGAUGUCCAUCAGUUACAAGAUGUCCAUCAGUUACAAGAUGUCCAUCAGUUACAAGAUGUCCAUCAGUUACAAGAUGUCCAUCAAUUACAAGAUGUUCAUCAGUUACAAGAUGUCCAUCAUUUACAAGAUGUCCAUCAUUUACAAGAUGUCCAUCAGUUACAAGAUGUCCAUCAGUUACAAGAUGUCCAUCAGUUACAAGAUGUCCAUCAGUUACAAGAUGUCCAUCAGUUACAAGAUGUCCAUCAGUUACAAGAUGUUCAUCAGUUACAAGAUGUCCAUCAGUUACAAGAUGUCCAUCAGUUACAAGAUGUCCAUCAGUUACAAGAUGUCCAUCAGUUACAAGAUGUCCAUCAGUUACAAGAUGUCCAUCAGUUACAAGAUGUCCAUCAGUUACAAGAUGUAUUAAACAGCCAAAUGAACAAAUUAGAAAACGAUUCACAUCAAAGCUACAAAAUAAUUUCCUUUCAUUUUUUCUUGUCCUGUAUCGUUUCUUUGUUCUGGAUGGCAGAAUUUACUAUGCAUUGUUACAGUUCAUAUUCCCUCAUGAUUGCAUUUGUAAUUGCAUCAAUCAUGAGAAUCGAUACCCCUGUUUCAUCCAUCUCGGUGUAUUUGAAGUGA
Molecule: messenger RNA, 2031 nt
Organism: Biomphalaria glabrata
Lineage: Eukaryota; Metazoa; Mollusca; Gastropoda; Planorbidae
Exons: 3
Coding region: 1-2031 (676 amino acids)
Source: RefSeq, a predicted model, not a curated record